AUUUAAUUUUAAGAGUUAGUACAAAUUAAAAUGUGAAUACAUACCCCUUAAUAAACUAUAACUAACUGUUAAAAAUUAGUAUCACUUAAAAUUUCUCUCUCCAUGUUCGAGGUUCGCUAUUCCUCUCUAAAAGUUUCUACUACACUUACAGGAGCUGACAGAAAUUGCGUAGCGGCAUAGGAAGAUGCCUGCACAGAAGAUUGAAACAGGUCACAAUGCCAUAGUUCAUGAUGUUUCCAUGGACCAUUACGGGAAACGUGUGGCAACAGCAUCAUCUGAUAUGACCAUAAAAAUCAUUGGAGUCAGCAACAACUCAGCUUCACAGCACCUUGCUACUCUGAGUGGUCAUACAGGUCCUGUAUGGCAAGUUGCUUGGGCACACCCUAAAUUUGGCUCAAUCCUUGCUUCCUGCUCCUAUGAUGGUAAAGUUGUAAUCUGGAAGGAAGGCAAUCAAAAUGAGUGGACACAAGCUCAUGUUUUUAGCGACCAUAAAUCAUCAGUUAACUCUAUCUCAUGGGCUCCUCAUGAACUUGGGCUUUGCUUGGCUUGUGGUUCUUCCGAUGGUAGUAUCUCAGUUCACACAGCCAGGUCAGAUGGUGUUUGGGACACUACAAAAAUUGACCAAGCCCAUCCAGUUGGGGUAACAGCAGUUUCAUGGGCGCCAUCAAUGGCUCCUGGUGCUUUAGUCGGUUCAGGUGUCGUUGAACCUGUUCAGAAGCUGGCAUCUGGUGGAUGUGAUAACACUGUGAAGGUUUGGAAGUUAUAUAGUGGCGUUUGGAAGAUGGAUUGCUUCCCUGCACUGCAGAUGCAUAAUAAAUGGGUGCGGGAUGUAUCCUGGGCACCGAACUUGGGACUUUCUAAAUCGACAAUUGCUAGUGCUUCAGAGGACGGUACUGUUGUCAUAUGGACUGUCGUGAAGGAGGGAGAUCAGUGGGAAGGAAAUGUUCUUAACGACUUCAAGUCUCCAGUUUGGACGGUUUCAUGGUCUCUAACAGGAAAUUUGUUAGCAGUGGCUGCUGGGGACAACAAUGUUACAAUGUGGAAGGAAGCAGUUGAUGGGGAGUGGCAACAAGUCAAUUCUGUCGACCAAUAGAAUCAAUGUAAUAGAAUUUGAAUUUUAAGUCUUUCUGUUUUGUUUCUACCAUCUGAAGAGUUUUACUAGCUUAAGUGAUGAUUAGCUUUUUGGUUUAAGUUUUACUCUCUGUAUUUGGGUAUACUUAUCCUUUUGUUUGUAUUUGGUGUAUGUGAUGUGAUGAUCAGUUUCCUACAGCUAUAUGAGUUGCAAAAAACUGGUUCAUAUA
This is a messenger RNA of Lycium ferocissimum, 1301 nucleotides long. Its product is annotated as protein transport protein SEC13 homolog B-like. Gene Ontology annotation, cellular component: COPII vesicle coat; nuclear pore outer ring. The coding region runs from base 185 to 1093 and encodes 302 amino acids. Lineage: Eukaryota; Viridiplantae; Streptophyta; Magnoliopsida; Solanales; Solanaceae. The transcript is spliced from 2 exons. Gene Ontology annotation, molecular function: structural molecule activity; protein binding. The record is from RefSeq and is a predicted model, not a curated record. Gene Ontology annotation, biological process: protein import into nucleus; COPII-coated vesicle budding.